AUGACAUUCGGCCAGCCCCAGCCAGUCACCUCAAAUGGUCCUGUCUGUGAUGCAGCUUUCGACGUCUCCUCCUCCAUCACGGAUCGGCCGCAUGUCUGGACCUGUACCGUUAGAGUGUCCAGGAGUGUGAAUCUGCUGUUGGCUGUCCAGCCAUAA
Protopolystoma xenopodis is the source of this 156-nucleotide messenger RNA. Lineage: Eukaryota; Metazoa; Platyhelminthes; Monogenea; Polystomatidea; Polystomatidae. The record is from the annotation of a GenBank genome assembly.